Molecule: messenger RNA, 1790 nt
Organism: Hyaena hyaena (striped hyena)
Lineage: Eukaryota; Metazoa; Chordata; Mammalia; Carnivora; Hyaenidae
Gene: MYD88
Product: MYD88 innate immune signal transduction adaptor
Exons: 5
Coding region: 43-933 (296 amino acids)
Biological process (GO): positive regulation of canonical NF-kappaB signal transduction; Toll signaling pathway; MyD88-dependent toll-like receptor signaling pathway
Cellular component (GO): plasma membrane
Molecular function (GO): TIR domain binding; Toll-like receptor binding
Source: RefSeq, a predicted model, not a curated record
AGGAAGCGCCGGCCGGCCGCGCGAGGCCCCAGCGCCGCGGUCAUGGCUGCGGGAGGCGCCUGCGCGGGGUCCGCGCCCCCCGCGCCCCCCGCGCCCUCGCUGCCCCUGGCGGCUCUCAACGUGCGGGUGCGGCGCCGCCUGUCGCUGUUCCUGAACGUGCGCACGCAGGUGGCGGCCGACUGGCGGGCGCUGGCCGAGGAGAUGGGCUUCGAGUACUUGGAGAUCCGGCAGCUGGAGGCGCACGCCGACCCCACGGGCAGGCUCCUGGACGCCUGGCAGGGGCGCCCCGGGGCCUCGGUGGGCCGCCUGCUGGAGCUGCUCGCCGGGCUGGGCCGCGACGACGUGCUGGUGGAACUGGGGCCCAGCAUCGAGGAGGAUUGCCAGAAGUAUGUUCUGAAGCAGCAGCAGGAGGAGUCUGAGAAGCCCCUACAGGUGCCUGCCGUCGACAGCAGUGACCCACGGACGUCCGAGCUGGCGGGCAUCACCACGCUUGAUGACCCCUUGGGGCAAAUGCCUGAGCGUUUUGAUGCCUUCAUCUGCUACUGCCCCAGCGAUAUCCAGUUUGUUCAGGAAAUGAUCCGGCAGCUGGAACAGACAGACUAUCGGCUGAAGUUGUGCGUGUCUGACCGCGAUGUCCUCCCUGGCACCUGUGUUUGGUCCAUCGCCAGCGAGCUCAUUGAGAAGAGGUGCCGCCGGAUGGUGGUGGUGGUCUCUGAUGAUUACCUGCAGAGCAAGGAAUGUGACUUCCAGACGAAGUUUGCGCUCAGCCUCUCUCCUGGUGCCCAUCAGAAGCGACUGAUCCCCAUCAAGUACAAGGCGAUGAAGAAGGAGUUCCCCAGCAUCCUGAGGUUCAUCACCGUCUGCGACUACACCAACCCUUGCACCAAGUCCUGGUUCUGGACGCGCCUGGCCAAGGCCCUGGCCCUGCCCUGAGGAUCGCCCGGGGCCCCGGGGUGGGGGGGGCGGGGGGCGGCUGCCUGUCGCCUGCACCUGGGCUCCGCCCCUGCUUCACCUGCUGUAGGGGAAUCUGUGCGCCACUCGCCUCUCAGUCCCUGGAGACGCCCACUCCACACACAUGGCGCAUCUGGGCAUCGCACCUCCCGCCCCGCACGGACCAGGAGCGUGUCACCUGCUGGCUCACCGGCCGCGACAGUGGGACCCAGAGCCAGCCAGGACUAAGAAGGGCACCGGCAGAGCCACCUCUGACCCGACACCUCAGGCCUCGGUUUCCCCACCCGAGAACCAGGGAGGGUGGGCCCACGUGUGUUCCUUUUCUCUUCUUUUCCCUCUUCAUCAAAACCAAACUCUGGACAGAACCCGAUAUGCCAGCCUUCGUGCCUUCAGCGCGGCCCAAACGAGAGCGAGCGAGCUGCCUGAACUGGCCUCGCCAGUAAGCGGCAGACCCAGCUGUUCUUCCCGCCCCCGGGCUUUUGUAGGCUAGUCGCCUUCCAGCUCUUCUCGGGGGGACAAAACGUCACGGUCCCAGGGCAGACCGCAGGACCCUAAAUCGAAUAGAAAACGUGUCUUUUCUGCUCCAUAUGCAGCCAGGCUGGAGCAAGGUGCCUUUCCUCAGGGUCCUGGGGGUGGGUGGGGGACCAGAGGCCCCUCCCUGCAUGAUCCUCAUGCACUUAUCCCCACUUUGACAUUGGGGAAUAUUUUUUAAACAAUUUUUGAGAGUGUCUUUCCUACCUGUUUUAUAGGCAUUGUGAGAGUUUGGGAGAACAGAGUCAUGCCUGUGUUUCUUCUCCUCUGUAUCCCGGGUGUGUAAUAAAGGCUUCUCUACUUUUGGA